AUGGAAAUGACACCAACGUUCAUCAAUUUUGUCGUGUACGCCGCACUUGUCCGCUCCAGCGUUCGAGUUGAUCUUUUGCAGUUUACCAGCUUCUGGUUAUGUGGCUACUCUGCCGACGUCGUCUUUGAAGUGGAGCUUGUGGAUGAGUUGACAUGA
Molecule: messenger RNA, 156 nt
Organism: Peronospora matthiolae
Lineage: Eukaryota; Oomycota; Peronosporomycetes; Peronosporales; Peronosporaceae
Source: the annotation of a GenBank genome assembly